GCAGCGGCUCCAGCCUCGCUCCGGGGUCCCUUUCGGGGCUGACGCCCGCAAAUAUGCAGAAUUACCGGCCUGGUCGCUCCUAGAGCCAGCGCCGGGGAGCGAGCGCGGCGGCGGCCAGCACCGGGAACGCACCAAGGAAGAGGCCCAGCCCCCGCCCUCCGCCCCUUCCGUCCCCACCCCCUACCCGGCGGCCCAGGAGGCUCCCGGCGCGGCGGGCGCGGCGAGCGCGCACUCCCUGCUCCUCCUCCUCGGUGGCGCUGCCUGCCUCUCCGCACUCGCUGCUCGCGCCUGGCGCGCUCCGUCGGCUCCCUGCUCUCCGCGCCACCCUCCUCCGGGCCGCGCUCCCUGAGGGAUGGUACUGAAUCUCGCCGCCACAGGAGCCCGGCUGGAGCGCCCGCCCCGCGGCCUCGCCACCCCGCCGAGCCGCCAGCGCCUCGGGACGCGAUGAGGACCUGGGCUUGUUUGCUGCUCCUCGGCUGCGGAUACCUCGCCAGUGCCCUGGCCGAGGAAGCCGAGAUCCCCCGCGAGGUCAUUGAGAGGCUGGCGCACAGUCAGAUACACAGCAUCCGGGACCUCCAGCGACUCCUGGAGAUAGACUCCGUAGGGGCCGAGGAGCCUUUGGAGACCAGCCUGAGAGCCCACGGGGGCCAUGGCGCCAGGCAUGCGGCGGAGAAGCGGCCUGUGCCCAUUCGGAGGAAAAGAAGCAUCGGUGAGCCCCAGGACUGCUGGGCCC
Physeter macrocephalus (sperm whale) is the source of this 733-nucleotide messenger RNA. Its product is annotated as platelet-derived growth factor subunit A-like. Gene Ontology annotation, molecular function: growth factor activity; platelet-derived growth factor receptor binding. The record is from RefSeq and is a predicted model, not a curated record. Lineage: Eukaryota; Metazoa; Chordata; Mammalia; Artiodactyla; Physeteridae. Gene Ontology annotation, biological process: positive regulation of cell migration; positive regulation of protein autophosphorylation; positive regulation of MAP kinase activity. Gene Ontology annotation, cellular component: membrane. The transcript has 3 exons. The annotation marks the transcript as partial.